AUGUCAUACAACUUUAUAACAACUGUUCACAAACCAACAGCAGUUACUGAAUCAGUAACAGGUCAUUUUACAUCACCAAAUGAAAAGAAUUUGAUCAUCUCUAAAUGCACAAAGAUUGAAAUAUUUACUUUAGCACCUGAAGGACUUGUUCCUAUUUUGGAAACUAAUAUCUAUGGUAGAAUUUCAAAUAUGAAGUUGUUUAGUGUUCAUGGAGAAAAACAAGAAUUAUUAUUUAUAUUGACAGAAAGAUUUAAAUAUUGUGUAUUAUCGUAUGAUGCAGAAAAGAAGGAAUUGAUAACAAGAGCAAGUGGAGAGGCUGAUGAUAGUAUUGGUCGACCUGCCGACUCUGGGCAAUUGGCAAUCAUCGACCCCGAUAGCAAAGUAUUGGCACUUCAUUUGUACGAAGGGUUAUUAAAGAUCAUUCCCAUUGAAAAGGGGACACUCAAGACUGCGUACAAUGUGAGACUGCAAGAGUUGCAAGUCAUAGACAUUGUAUUCAUCGCACCCACCAACAACCAACCAACACUGGCCGUUCUCUCAAAGGACACAAGAGACUCUAAAAAUGUAAACACCUAUAUCCUCUCACUCAAGGACAAAGAGUUGAUUGAGAGUGCCAACACCUGGGCACAGUCAAAUGUAGAGGACGGUGCAUCCAAGUUGAUUGCACACCAAAAUGGAUUGUUGGUGGUUGGCGAGACACUGGUCAGUUUCCUCAAACCUACCAGCUCACCACGCACCAUCCCGAUAGCAGGUACUCGCAUCACUGCAGUUGGACGAGUUGACAAGGACAAGUUUUUGUUUGGCGACCAUUUGGGACAACUCUACUUUUUACUCUUAUCGCAAAACGAAAAGGAACUUCGAUUUGAAAAGCUUGGUGAGACGUGUACGGCAAGUACCAUCUCCUAUCUCGAUAGUGGUGUUGUGUUUAUAGGAUCGGCACUUGGAGACAGCCAGUUGAUUCGUCUGCUCUCGGAUCGUGAUCCAAACACCAAUAGCUAUGUGACCGUCCUCGACACCUUUGCAAAUCUCGGACCUAUUCCCGACUUUUGUUUGGUCGACAUUGAAAAGCAAGGACAGAAUCAAAUUGUAGCGUGUUCGGGUGGAUUCAAGGAAGGAUCGCUCCGAGUCAUUCGUAAUGGUAUUGGUAUUACCGAACAGGCAUCGAUUGAUCUACCAGGCAUCAAAGCUAUCUGGUCGUUGGCAAGAGGUUCCGACCGUUAUCUCAUCCUCUCCUUUAUCUCUUCGACCAAAGUACUCGAAUUCCAAGGUGAAGAUAUUGAAGAAACUGAAAUAGCAGGAUUCGAUCUACAAUCACCAACCCUCUAUUGUGGCAAUGUCGCAGACAAACAAAUACUUCAAAUUUCAACCAGCGGUAUCUAUUUGGUAGAUCAUGAAACUAAUCUAAAUUAUGAUGUUUGGAAACCAUCCUCUGGUUCAAUUAAUCUUGCCUCCCAUCAAGGAAAUCAAAUCUUAAUCUCUUUUGGUAAAACUUUAAUUUAUUUUGAAAUUAAAGAUCAAAAAAUUAUUAAACUCAAAGAACUAGAAAUGGAAUUUGAAAUUUCAUGUUUGGAUAUAUCAUCAUUUCAAGUAGGAGAGAGAUCAAAGAUUUGUGUUGUUGGUCUUUGGACAGAUAUAUCGUUGAGAAUUUUAUCUUUACCAACUUUGGAACAAGUACAUAAAGAAAAUUUGGGAGGUGAGGUCAUUCCAAGAUCAGUCUUGAUGAUUGCGUUUGAAGGUAUCAAUUAUUUAUUAUGUUCACUUGGUGAUGGUCAUCUUUUUAACUUUAUUGUCGAUACUAUAAAUAAUACUCUUCAUGAAAGAAAAAAGGUUUCACUUGGUAAUCAACCAAUUAUUUUAUCAAAAUUCCAAUUAAAAGGUACAGUAAAUGUAUUUGCAUCAUCGGAUAGACCAACUGUAAUUUAUAGUAGUAAUAGAAAAUUAUUAUAUUCAGUGGUUAAUCUAAAGGUUGUGGUUGGGGUAUGUUCAUUUGACUCUGAAGUUUUCCGUGAUUGUAUUGCCAUUGCAACAGACAAGACACUGUCGAUUGGACACAUUGACGAUAUUCAAAGAUUGCACAUUAAAAAAAUAGAUCUUGGUGGCGAGUUUGCACGUAGAAUUGCACAUGUCGAAGCACAUCAAUGCUAUGCUCUCAUCACCAUCAGACCAGAUGAAUCUGGUUUGGAAGAGAGCGAAACUGAACAAAAUUUCAUUAGAAUCGUCAAUCAACAAACAUUUGAAACCAUUGUAAAAUAUCCCCUCAAAGAAAAUGAAUAUGGUUGGACUAUUUUAAGUACAAACUUUAAAGAAACUUUGACAUCUAAUUCAUCUUCAACAUCAUCAUCUACUUCAACAACUUCAACAACUUCUACCUCUGGAAGAAGAAGAUUACCAACAACAACAACAACAACAACAACGAGCAAUGAUGAAGAAGAACAAAGUGAAUAUAUUGUUGUGGGAACGACAUACCAUUGUCACGAUCGAAAAGAGUGUGGAAGAAUAUUGGUUUUCAAGAUGAUUGAUAGUCGAUUGAUAUUGUUGGAUGAGACGACUGUACGUGGUAGCAUCUUUUGCAUGAUUGCAUUCAAUGGUCAGUUGUUGGUUGCCAUCAACAAGAGUGUCCACAGAUACACCUGGAGUGGCGACUCGAGCUCAGGCAAGCUCACAGGCGAAGAGAUAUACGGUGGACACACUGCUUCGCUCUAUUUGGCGGGAAGAGGUGACUUUGUGUUGGUGGGUGACAUGAUGAAGUCAAUGGCUCUCCUCCAAGCGUCUGGAAAGGAUGUAAAGGAGUUGUCGCGAAGUUCACAACCAUUCUGGUUGACAGGACUCACGUUUAUUGACGAUGACACCUAUCUCGGAUCAGACAACUCGUACAACCUCAUCUUGAUGAAAAAGAAUACGGAAACUGCCAACGAGGUUGACAGCCAACUACUCGACAACAUUGGACACAUCCAUACUGGCGAGUUUAUCAAUCGUUUCCACCAUGGUACUCUUGCCACACUCACCGAUGUCGAUUCACCCAAACCAAACUCUAUCAUUUUCGCCACCAUCAGUGGUUGCAUUGGCGUCAUUUCAACCAUUUCAAAGCAAGAUUACGAUUUCUUUUCAAAAUUACAAGUUGGUUUAAAUAGAGUUAUUAGAGGAAUUGGUGGUUUUUCUCAUGAUCGUUGGAGAUCAUUCCAAAAUGAGCAUAUUUCAAAUAUAGAAUCACGUAAUUUUAUCGAUGGAGAUUUGGUUGAACAAUUUUUACAUCUUCGUCAUGACAAGAUGUUAGAAGUAACCAAGGAUAUGGAUAUUUCAAUCGAAGAUACAUAUAAAAAGAUUGAAACAACAAUGCAAAGUAUUAGAUAA
Messenger RNA from Cavenderia fasciculata, 3351 nucleotides. It is a transcript of the gene repE, whose product is annotated as UV-damaged DNA binding protein1. The coding region runs from base 1 to 3351 and encodes 1116 amino acids. Gene Ontology annotation, molecular function: nucleic acid binding; protein binding. Gene Ontology annotation, cellular component: site of double-strand break; nucleus. Gene Ontology annotation, biological process: proteasome-mediated ubiquitin-dependent protein catabolic process; DNA repair. Lineage: Eukaryota; Evosea; Eumycetozoa; Acytosteliales; Cavenderiaceae. The record is from RefSeq and is a predicted model, not a curated record. The transcript is spliced from 6 exons.